AUGGAGGCGCCGAUGGAGCUGGGGGGCCGGGAGAGGAGGCCCUCAGGGAGGAGACGGCUGCGGUGGGGCCGAGUCCUCUUCCUUUCGGUCCUCGUGCUCCUUGUGUCCACCCACCGGCUCCUCUGGAGCCCCUGGGCCCCCGCUUCUGCAGCGGGGGACACGUGGGCUCGGCGCCCCGUAAGACGGGCCGGCGGGGACCCGUCCAGGGGUGAAAUCCUGGGCCCGGGCAAUGAGCCACAGAGCGACCCCGUCGUGACCCCCGGGGCCACGGCGGGAAAGGCCACCCGGACCCCUCCCAGGGGGACGGGAAAGGACCACCCCAUGGCCCGGUCCGAGCGGCCGGCCAGGACCAGCCCCCCGACCGUCUCCGAAACGAAGGCGGGAGACGACACCCCAGCCCCCAGAAACCCAGCGGGGCCGGGCGAGACCCCCGAGGGGACGGAACCAUCGCCGACACUCCCGCCCGUGGCCGCGGAAACUCCCGCCCGGGCCCCGGCGGCCACGUUAGGCCCCGGCGUCCCCGGGGUCAAAACCGGGCACUGCGUGUUCGUGGAGCCGGCGCCCGGAGGGUCCACGGCGAGGCCCGGGCCUUCCCCGGAGGCCGCGGCGCCCGGCCCGCCGCCGGCGCCGGGGCCCGGCCGCCCCCGGCCUCACCCCAAGGCCGAGUACCCCGAGGACGUGUUCGGCGUGGAGGAGCGGCGGCGGGGCUGGGUCCUGCUGCACGUGUCGGGCAUGAUGUACGUGUUUGUGGCCCUGGCCGUCGUGUGCGACGAGUACUUCGUGCCCGCCCUGGGCGUCAUCACCUCCAAGCUGGAGAUCUCGGAGGACGUGGCCGGGGCCACCUUCAUGGCGGCCGGGGGGUCCGCCCCCGAGCUCUUCACCUCCCUCAUCGGGGUCUUCGUCUCCCACAGCAACGUGGGCAUCGGCACCAUCGUGGGCUCGGCCGUCUUCAACCUCCUGUUCGUCGUCGGCACGUGCGCCCUGUUCUCCCGGGAGAUCCUCCACCUGACCUGGUGGCCCCUGUUCAGAGACGUCUCCUUCUACAUCCUGGACCUGCUGAUGCUCAUCGCCUUCUUCCUGGACAGCGUCAUGGCCUGGUGGGAGAGCCUCGCGCUGCUCGCCGCCUACGUCCUCUACGUCUUCGCCAUGAAGUGGAACCGCCCGCUGGAGGCCUGGGUCAAGGGGCAGGUUGGUCGGAGGAUGGCGGCCGCCUCCGUCACGGCUGGGGGAGACGCCCCUCAGCUCCCGUCCUUGCUGUUCCAGGGAAGCAGCUCGGCCUCGCUCCACAACAGCAUGCUCCGCAGUACCAUCUUUCAGCUCAUGAUCCACACCUUGGACCCCCUGGGGGAAGCGCACGUCAGAGACAAGGCAGAGAUUCUGAGCGGCCUGGCCAAGGGCCAAACAGACACUGAGGUCAAAAAAGGACGCAAACCCCCAGUGGCCUCGUCUCAGGAGCCCGCCGACACACUGUCCUCCGACCCCCAGUCCCAGCAGGACCUCGAGGAGACCCCCGGCCACCGGGAACCGGGGGACGGGGACACGGAACCUCCCGAGGGAGAGGACGCCACAGGCCAAGACCAGUGUCCUGGAGACGGAGGAGAUGGCGGGGGGGACGAUGGCAGUGAAGAGGACGACGAUGAAGACGAUGACGAUGAGGAGGAUGACGAUGAGGAGGAAGAAAACGAGAAGCCCCUGUCCCUGGAGUGGCCUGAAACCAGAAGGAAACAGGCCAUUUACCUCUUCCUCCUCCCCAUCGUGUUCCCUCUGUGGCUGACCGUGCCAGACGUCAGGAGGCCGGAGUCGAAGAAGUUCUUCGCCUUGACCUUCCUGGGCUCCAUCAUGUGGAUAGCCAUGUUCUCCUACCUGGUGGUGUGGUGGGCUCACCAGGUUGGCGAAACCAUCGGCAUUUCCGAAGAGAUCAUGGGGCUGACCAUCCUGGCCGCCGGGACCUCCAUCCCCGACCUCAUCACGAGCGUCAUCGUGGCCAGGAAAGGGCUCGGGGACAUGGCCGUAUCCAGCUCCGUGGGCAGCAAUAUAUUUGACAUCACCGUGGGCCUGCCGGUUCCGUGGCUCCUGUAUUCGGUCUUCAACGGGCUGCGGCCAGUGCCCGUCAGCAGCAACGGUCUCUUCUGCGCCAUCGUCCUGCUCUUCCUCAUGCUCCUCUUCGUCAUCACGUCCAUCGCCUCGUGCAAGUGGAAAAUGAACAAGCUCCUGGGCUUCACCAUGUUCAUCCUUUACUUCGUGUUCCUGCUCAUCAGCGUGAUGCUGGAAGAUCGGCUCAUCUCCUGCCCCAUCUCCGUGUGAGGCCCGGCCGGCGGGCGGGCAACCAGGGAUACCGCCG
This is a messenger RNA of Tachyglossus aculeatus (Australian echidna), 2341 nucleotides long. RefSeq names its product solute carrier family 24 member 1 (gene SLC24A1). Gene Ontology annotation, cellular component: membrane. Gene Ontology annotation, biological process: long-term synaptic potentiation; long-term synaptic depression; calcium ion transmembrane transport. The transcript has 8 exons. Lineage: Eukaryota; Metazoa; Chordata; Mammalia; Monotremata; Tachyglossidae. Gene Ontology annotation, molecular function: calcium channel activity; calcium, potassium:sodium antiporter activity. The coding region runs from base 1 to 2304 and encodes 767 amino acids. The record is from RefSeq and is a predicted model, not a curated record.